This is a messenger RNA of Lagenorhynchus albirostris (white-beaked dolphin), 885 nucleotides long. RefSeq names its product siah E3 ubiquitin protein ligase family member 3 (gene SIAH3). Gene Ontology annotation, molecular function: ubiquitin protein ligase activity; ubiquitin conjugating enzyme binding. The record is from RefSeq and is a predicted model, not a curated record. Bases 76 to 885 code for a protein of 269 amino acids. Gene Ontology annotation, cellular component: cytoplasm. Lineage: Eukaryota; Metazoa; Chordata; Mammalia; Artiodactyla; Delphinidae. The transcript is spliced from 2 exons. Gene Ontology annotation, biological process: proteasome-mediated ubiquitin-dependent protein catabolic process; multicellular organism development.
CUCCUUCCAGAGCCCAAGGACUUACAGCUUCCUCCGCUGCCUUGCUGUGCCAACAACCCCCCCAAAAAAGUUGUGAUGCUUUUCUUCACCCAGUGCUUUGGGGCUGUGUUAGAUCUCAUUCACCUCCGCUUUCAGCACUACAAGGCUAAACGGGUGUUCUCCGCCGCUGGGCAACUUGUCUGCGUUGUAAACCCCACGCACAACCUAAAGUAUGUGUCCGGCCGAUGCGCCGUCACCCAGAGCGCCCCGGAGCCCGGCAGCUUCCCCCCUCACCUCCUCCCCCCACUCCUCCGCCACCACGCCCGCCAGCCCCACCUCCGCCACCACGCCCGCCCUCCCCACCACCCCCUGCACCAGGAGGCGGGGCUACACGCUGCCCAGGUGACGCCCUGCACCUGCCCCCUGUUCUCCUGCCAGUGGGAAGGCCACCUGGAGGUGGUGGUGCCCCACCUGCGGCAGAUGCACAGGGUGGACAUCCUCCAGGGAGCCGAGAUCGUCUUCCUGGCCACGGACAUGCACCUCCCGGCACCGGCCGACUGGAUCAUCGUGCACUCCUGCCUCGGCCACCACUUUCUUCUGGUGCUUAGGAAACGGGAGAGGCACGCAGGGCACCCCCAGUUCUUCGCCACCAUGAUGCUCAUCGGGACCCCCACCCAGGCCGACUGCUUCACCUACCGCCUGGAGCUCAACAGAAACCACCGGCGUCUCAAGUGGGAGGCCACCCCCAGGUCUGUGCUGGAGUGCGUGGACUCGGUGAUCACUGAUGGGGACUGCCUCGUCCUCAACACCUCGCUGGCCCAGCUCUUCUCCGACAACGGCAGCCUUGCCAUCGGGAUUGCCAUCACUGCGGCGACGGAGGUCUGCUCCUCGGAAGCUGAGAUGUGA